Amphiprion ocellaris (clown anemonefish) is the source of this 3253-nucleotide messenger RNA. Its product is annotated as FAST kinase domain-containing protein 3, mitochondrial-like. The transcript is spliced from 10 exons. Gene Ontology annotation, biological process: mitochondrial RNA processing; regulation of mitochondrial mRNA stability. Gene Ontology annotation, molecular function: RNA binding. Gene Ontology annotation, cellular component: mitochondrial matrix; ribonucleoprotein granule. The record is from RefSeq and is a predicted model, not a curated record. NCBI's taxonomy places the organism in Eukaryota, Metazoa, Chordata, Actinopteri, Pomacentridae. Bases 443 to 2536 code for a protein of 697 amino acids.
AACAAGCGGCUUCAUUGUUGUUAAUGAAUCAUUUAUUAUCUAUUUUUAUUAUCUUUAGAUCGAUAGGCUUUAUGAACAGUUAAAAAAAAUCUUUUGGCAUGUGUAACUCACUUGUCUUUUAUCUCCUUAAUUCACCAGGAAAACCUUUAAAUACACCUCUGAUCUUAUGGACAAAUCUGCAGUGAAAAAUGUUGUGAAAUCCAUUUAUUGACAACUUCCUCGCAUGUAUUCAUUCAGACUUGAUUAAUUAUUUAUAAUGUUAAUGCCAUUACAUUAAGGUAUUGUUUAAGUGUUACUUAACUGUGAGAAAAUAGGCCUGUGACAGGAGGGAUGUGUACAGUCUAUGGUAACCACAUCUGUUCCAGGCAGCAGCUUCCUCCUCUCCAUGCUCCCGCCCCUCUCAACCGAUAUGCACCAAUCAGGAGCAGCCUGAGUACAUAACAUGCAGCCAGACUGCAGUACUCGGUUUGACCACAGAGUGGCAGCACACAGAAGCACAUGUCAUCUUACACAACUUUGUUACCAAACCCUCGAGGGGAGUUCUGUAAUAUGCUGCAGUCUUACAACGUCCUACUGUCUCAGUGAAGGAAGGACCAUCUUUGACACAGCAAUGAAGUCCAUCGUUUGUAUCUCAUCGUCUGUCAGGGCGGUGUGCCAGCACGCCUCAGCCUGUUUUCUCCUUCAUCGCAGCCUAAAUCUCUGCAGUUCAGUGGGCAGAUGUCCACAUGUAGCUUCUACCAGCACAGCCAUAGUAGCGCAGCCACCGUGCGUAACAGGCGUCCGUCGUUUCCAAACAACACGUAACACAGCGGUGCAGAUGGUGACUGCAACUUCUCUCCCCACUCCUGUGCCCAUACCUGGGAGAACAGAGGAUGAAGUGACCGUACACCAGAGUGGAAGACGGGCGACACCUAAAACAGCAGCCAGAGCAGCCCCACACCUCUCUCCAUACACUCCAUAUGCCAAACCACGGAGCAGUGGAGCUGCACUAGUCAACAUCCAGUCUCUGUUUGAAGAGGAUGUUAUCAGGGAGCUGUGCUCCAGGCUGGCAGACUUUCCCAGCAAUGACAGAGCAGAGGGACUGGCCACUUUACUCGGAGCAUGUGUGGAGUUUGGCUUGGAGGCCCACAGCCCUCCUGUCCUCAGACUGAUGAAUGAGUGUCUGGAGCUCCUCUCCAACAGGGACAUCGGGGUGCCACAACUCUGCCACCUGGGUAAGGUGGCAUGUGCCCUGGAAGGCCGCCAGUCACCCAUGGUCGCAGCGGUCUUGGACUCUAUAGGUGCUGCUGUAGAAAAGGAUGCUGUCUCUCCCAGCGAGGCUGCCACAGUCUACUCCCUGCUGACUCUGUUUUAUGAGCCUGCCAGCCAGCAGCAGGCACUGAUACUGUCUGCUUUGCACACACACACACAAAGGCUGGUUCACCGGCUGAGAGCAAGUCAAGUCAGUGAUAUUCUGCAGUCCCUGCUGAAGUUACAGCAGAGGCAGGCUAUUACCUUGGUAUUGAGACUGAGUCACAGAGCAUCACGGGUCUUUAAAGAUUUCAGUGACGAUGAAAUUAUUAAGGUGCUUUCUGCACUAAUGAUUCUGGGACAGCAUGAUGAAGAGCUCCUGGCUGCUAUGGAGAAACACCUGCCAGAGAGGCUGGGAAAGUGUGAUCCUGAGGUGAUCAGCACUGUGAUGGAGUACUGUCUGCAAAUGGGGUGCCGCUCCGAGACCGUCUUUGAGGCCGUGGCUGAGAACUUCGUAUGCGAUGCUGAGAAGCACACCACCCCUCAGAUAGCCAAACAGAUUGUUGCCAUGGGGAGACUCAACUACCUGCCACAGUGCUCCAGUCAGAUGUUUAAAAAGCUGGAGAGCAUUCUGUCAACAAGGUUUUCCCAGUUCCAGCCUCGCUCCCUGAUAGAUGUGCUGCACGCCUGCAUCCACCUGGAACGCUUCCCGCUCAACUACAUGUCCAAAGUUUUCAGCCCAUACUUUCUACAGAGGCUGCAAGCACAUGGAGAGCCAUUCAACAAGAAUGCACUGGGCCAACUGACACAGCUCCAUCUCUCCACCGUGUUGGAGUGCACACGCUACUGGGGUCCCAGACUGCCCUUCUACCUCCAUGUGAAGAAGUUUUCCUCUGCAGACCAGGCCUUUGAGACACCUAUGGAGUAUCUGUUGUACAAACAAGUCAAAGGACCACUUGCACAGCUGCUAGGGGGAAGGUUUUACUCGACCAGAAUCUUUACUCAAAAUGGAUACACUAUAGAUGUGGAGAUAUGCCUAGACGAGAACGGAUUUGUUCUGCCUCUGUCUCAGUGGGACCACACUUACAAAAGAAUUGCACUGUGUUUGGAUGGACAAAACCGUUUCUGCAGCAAUACAAAAUACCUGCUGGGGAAGGAAGUCACUAAGAGGAGACACCUUGACAGGAUGGGCUAUGAGGUGGUCCAGAUCCCUUACUUUGAAUUUGAGAAGCUGAGAACUCAGGGGGAAAAGAUUCAAUACCUUCACAACAAGAUCUUUCCUACCAUCUCCAAGUUUAGUUACUGAUCUUAGUCACUUAGAAAGUUAAGAACAGCCUAACUCAAACAAAUGGCAUAAGCCACCUUAAAGUAAAUUGGAUUGAGAUUAUACGAAUCCUAGUGUCCAGUUAAAAGAUACAAGCAUGGAAGUGCACGGUAACUUACAAAUAAUUUUUGGAUGUUCUGUCAUUUAUGUUGUGACCUUAAUUCUAUGAAACCACCUGCCUUAUGUUCAACAGAAAAGUAAAGAAAUAUCAGUUGAGAAUCACAACGCACCAAGGUAUCAAAGCUGUCUAUUGAAGGAGUAAAGACACUGGAUAUAGCUCAUUUUUGUAUGUUAAAAGUGAAAAAGAUGAAGAUAAAUUAAAUUCCUUCAAUCUUGAAGCUGCUAGAGAAGGGAAGCUGAAAUACUGCUACGCUGGUCAUUUGUGUAACGAUGCAGCUUUUAUUUGAAUAUUAUGGCCUAUUAUUAUCUUUACUAUUUAUGAUAAUGGACAUUUUGUGUACAGGUGCUAUUUCAUUAUACUGUUCAAUGGUUCAAAGGACAUGACAGUGACUGAUUAUUCUGAACACAAAAUAUAUGUAAAUGUUUGAUUGGACAGUCAUGACAGUUUGUGCUAUUUGUACUUGACUUUGUUUAGGGUAAUGAAAUUACUCUAAAGAACAUGGACAUGAGAUGUAAAUGAUGUGCAAUAUACCUUUUAUUUGAUGAAAAAAAAUAUAUACCAGAAAUGGCCUCACAAUA